Messenger RNA from Argentina anserina (silverweed cinquefoil), 1857 nucleotides. Its product is annotated as MLO-like protein 2. Bases 37 to 1692 code for a protein of 551 amino acids. The record is from RefSeq and is a predicted model, not a curated record. Lineage: Eukaryota; Viridiplantae; Streptophyta; Magnoliopsida; Rosales; Rosaceae. Gene Ontology annotation, cellular component: membrane. Gene Ontology annotation, biological process: defense response. The transcript has 15 exons.
GUGAGUUCCUUUGAGUAAUACCCAGAAACUCGAGUUAUGGUACUCGAAUAUGAGCGUACAUUGGAGAAAACUCCAACAUGGGCAGUUGCUGUGGUCUGUUUUGUGUUGCUUGUAAUAUCGAUUUUCACUGAGCGUAUCAUAAACUUCAUAGGACAGUGGUUUAGACGUAGACAGAAGCGAGCUCUCUAUGAAGCUCUUGAGAAGAUCAAAUCAGAGCUUAUGCUGUUGGGAUUCCUAUCCUUGUUCCUAACAGUUCUACAAGAUCCAAUCUCUGGUAUAUGUAUAUCAAAGAGUAUUGGAGCCACUUGGCAUCCCUGCAAUGAUGACGCUUCAAAGACUACUGCCAGAAAACUGGAUGAAUUUUCAGAUUCUGGCUUCAGUUUCCGGCGCAUAUUAGCCACAAAGGGAUAUGAUAAGUGCACCGAACAUGGUAAAGUUGCCUUUGUGUCUGCAUAUGGGAUUCACCAGCUCCAUAUAUUCAUCUUUGUGCUAGCAGUUUUUCAUGUGCUCUACUGCAUCACAACCUUGUUUUUGGGAAGAUACAAGAUGAGAAUAUGGAAGUAUUGGGAGAAUGAGACAAAAACAAUUGAAUACCAGUUUAGUACAGAUCCAGAAAGGUUUAGGUAUGCGAGGGAUACAUCAUUUGGAAGGAGGCAUUUGCACUUCUGGAGCGAGUCACCAGUUUGGCUUUGGAUUGUGUGCUUCUUCAGACAGUUCUACAGGUCAGUUACUAAGACUGAUUACAUGACUCUGAGGCAUGGCUUUAUCGUGGCACAUUUAGCACCUGGGAGUGAAACUACCUUUGAUUUUCGGAAGUACAUAAGUAGAUCACUUGAAGAUGACUUCUUAGUUAUUGUUGAAAUCAGUCCAAUUAUAUGGUUCUCAGCAGUUUUAUUCCUUUUGUCCAAUGCAUAUGGAUGGUAUUCGUAUCUCUGGCUACCAUUCAUCUCUUUAUUUAUAAUCCUCUUGGUGGGAACUAAACUACAAGUGAUCAUUACCAAGCUGGGGCUAAGGAUUCAGGAAAGAGGUGCGGUGGUGAUGGGUGCACCGCUUGUUCAACCCGGUGAUCAGCACUUCUGGUUUGGGAAACCACGCUUCUUGCUCUUCCUCAUCCACUUUGUUUUGUUCCAGAAUGCAUUUCAGCUGGCGUUCUUUGCAUGGAGCACAUGGCAGUUUGGCAUAACUUCCUGCUUCCACCAAACACCUCAAGAUACCGCCAUAAGGAUCUCAAUGGGGGUUAUCGUACAAGUUUUAUGUAGUUAUGUGACUCUUCCACUCUACGCUUUAGUGACACAGAUGGGUUCUACUAUGAAACCCACUGUUUUUAAUGAGGGAGUUGCAGAAGCAGUGAAGAAUUGGCAUGGCAAAGCAAAAAAGAAAGGAAAGUUCAGCCUGCAUUCAUCUAAACCUACACCUGACAUGUCACCAGUUCAUCUGUUGCACAAUGACAACAACCACAGUGACGCGGAUGACUUAUAUCCACCUCCAGAAGCAUCAGUCGUCGUUGAAAUGCAACAUCGGGACACUGCAGUUUCAAAAUCCCCAAAGAACAAAGUUGGACCGAGUUCAAUUAGGCAUCCUAGUACUGUUAGAGAAUUAGGCCAAAUUCAUGAGCGUCCACCUCCACUCUCAUUUUCUCAGCCUGAAGUUAUGAGUCCGUCGGGCAUCUCAUCUGCUAGAUCAAGAAAGUGAAAGAGUUAAACUACUGAAAAACACUGCUAACGUAAAACAUUCUUUCUACUGCAAGAGCAUUUGCAGAAACAACACAAUGUACUUGUGUUAGCUGUAAAGAGUAGGAUAUACUAGUACUGCAAAAUGCAUUAUGGUACAGUAGUUAUAUUCUUUCUUUGUUCUUCU